GUGGAGAGCUACAGCGUUAGUGGACAGCUCCGAGGUGCUGAAACCACACGCAGCGCCAACGCGUCUUUCACUCGCCAAGAGCGCAGGCUUAUAAGCAAGACGAGCCGCGAUGGGGAGAAUGUCUUUGACCGUCUUUCUACUUUCUUUCGUCGUUCUGGAGGGCUCUACGCAAGAUUUCGGGCAGACCCAGUUUAUUUGCACUUCCGUGCCGAAGGAUAUGGAUUUGUGCGCGGCCACGAUGCAGAACAGCGGUCCCGCGGAGGACCUGAAGACCACGGUCAUGCAGCUGAGAGAGACGGUCUUGCAGCAAAAAGAAACCAUUAUGAAUCAGAAAGAAACGAUCCGGGAACUUACGAGUAAACUAAAUCGUUGUGAGAGUCAGAGCACCCCGGAGCCCGGAGCGGGAGCCAGAAAAAAGGAGCAGGGCAAAAAUACGAUGGGAGAUGUCUCGAGAGGUCCCAGCGACACUCUAGCUCAACUAGGGCAGACUUUAGCUACCCUCAAACAGAGACUGGAAAACUUGGAGCAAUACAACAGAAGCAACGGCUCCGUGCAGGCGAACAGCCUGAAAGACUUGCUACAGAACAAAAUCGACGACAUGGAGAAGCAGGUGCUGUCCCGCGUGAACACGCUGGAGGAGGGCAAACCGGGCCAGAGGAACGACACCGACCAGCGCAAUAAAGUGGAGUCCACGCUCACGUCCUUGCACCACCGAAUCACGGACCUGGAGAAAGGAUCUAAAGGCCACCGGCCAGUGGACAAGUUCCAGUUGACUUUCCCUCUGCGGACGAACUACAUGUACGCCAAGAUGAAGAGAAGUCUUCCCGAGAUGUACGCGUUCACGCUCUGCUUGUGGAUCAAAUCCAACGCGUCCCCAGGCGUGGGGACCCCCUUCUCAUACGCUGUUCCCAGUCAGGCUAACGAACUGGUGCUUAUAGAGUGGGGGAACAAUCCUAUGGAAAUCCUCAUCAACGACAAGGUGGCGAAAUUACCUUUCCUCAUCAACGACGGCAAAUGGCAUCACAUCUGCAUCACUUGGACCACUCGCGACGGAGUGUGGGAGGCGUUUCAGGACGGAGUCCUGCGUGGAAACGGCGAGAACCUGGCUCCAUACCACCCAAUCAAACCUAACGGAGUGUUGGUUCUAGGUCAGGAACAGGACACACUGGGAGGAGGCUUCGAUGCGACACAAGCAUUUGUAGGGGAGUUAGCGAAUUUCAACGUUUGGGACAAGAAACUGUCUUCCGCGGAUAUCUACAAUCUGGCAACCUGUAACAGCAAAGCUCCGUCUGGCAACGUGAUGUCGUGGUCGGAGACGAACAUCGACGUGUUCGGGGGAGCCACUAAGUGGACUUUUGAGUCGUGCCGACAUCUCAACUGAACUGCAUAGAAGACUUAAGAGCCGAGCUCCGCAUUUCCUAGCUUCCGUCUUUCUCGUCUUCAUUUUGACGUACUCGAUAUACUGAGUAGAGGUAAGCGCGGGUUUCUAUGAAUACUUAAAUAUUUAUGUGCAAAAAACAAAGAAACAAUCGUUUUUUGGUCUUGAAAAAUAGUUUCCUGUCGUUCGUCUUGGAAACCUCAGUGAGACAGUGUUGCUAUUACUUUUUAAAAAUUGGAGAUCUUUUUUUCCUUCUUUGCAAUCGCACUCAGCUUUUUUUUCUUGGUCCGGCCGUUGUUGUCUCUUCAUGAUGGACAGCAUUACAAAAAAAGAAAACAAAAAAGAAACAAAACAAAAACAACAAAACAAAACAAAAAAAGUGCUUCAGAAACGGCUCUCGUCUCGUCUUGAGAACGGGGCUAACGGUUGCCACGUCCAUCCGGCCGCGUCUUCCACGACGUGGAAACGACGACCAUCCCGCGGUCCCGAUCUCGCACUGUGACUGACGCGGGAAGAGGGAUGCGACAGGACGGUCACGAUGACCGCUGGAGGGACGAUGUCGUCCGAAUCAAGACGCUUAGAAGCCUGAGUGCCUUAGGCUGGAUCCACUCGGCGCACCCCCCCCCCCCCCCCCCCCAACUGGCUCCACCGUCGCGUUCAUCUACCCCUUUGCUUUUACAGACGAGUUCUUGUUCUGGUUAAAUGUGUUAAACGGCGAUGUGUUCAGCCCAUGGCGUGUUUGGCAGGUGUUCGUAAUCUGUAAUAGGAAUGUUAACUGUAUAGUAACAGCAUGACUGACCAAAUGCUGCAACGGCAUCCACAUCUGCGUUUCCUAUGGUUUGGGUUGGGUUUUUUCUACUGUAUUGUUAUAUGCUAAAAGCAUGGCAUCACUGAGAGAUGACAAAGAUAUAAUUUUUGUAAUAAAAUUGUGAUAUAACAGA
This is a messenger RNA of Electrophorus electricus (electric eel), 2319 nucleotides long. RefSeq names its product neuronal pentraxin-1. Lineage: Eukaryota; Metazoa; Chordata; Actinopteri; Gymnotiformes; Gymnotidae. The record is from RefSeq and is a predicted model, not a curated record.